AUGUCGCGCCCCAUGGAGGUCAAGCUCGUCGGCGGACUCCUCUGCUACACGCUCACGCGGACGAUGAUGGCCCGACAAUUGCCGUCGGCCAAGUUCGGCGGCGAGAACGCCGACGGCUGGCUCGGCCCCUGGUUCAGCGACACGUGUCUGGGGAUCCUGACGCCCUUCGCGAUCUACGGCGCGUUCACGGGCAAGGGCGUCGUCGCCUGGGGCCUCCUCCUCUCCUUCAACGUCCUCGGGUCGUACGACUACGCGAACGGGCUCCUCGCGCACUCGUCGAUGUUCCGCGUCUGCGCGGCUGCCCUCGGCCGCGUGGCCGUGCGCCUCCCGAGCGGCGCCGAGGCGCUCGUCGAGGCCACCGGCCCGACGGGCGCGGCGACGCUGCGCGUCGAGAGCGCCGGCGCCGCGCCGGUCGUCGUCCGGUCGUCCUGGGACGAGUUCGGGUCUGUCGUGCGCGCCGACGACGGCGGCCUCGAGGUCGUGUCGCCGCAGCGGACGUCGCUGACGCUCGCGGCCGGCGGCGACGUGGCCAUCGUCGGCAAGGUCGAGGGCGACGACGUGCGCGCGGCCGCGCGGGGCCGCCUGUCCGUCGGGACGGCGCGCGGCGCGCGCGUGGCGCUCGCCGCGGGCGCCGGCCUCGACGCGUCGCGCCUCGUCGAGGGCGUCGACGUCGACGUCGACGUCGACGGCGCCGUGGCCAUCGCGAAGCUCCAGGCGACGCGCGCGGCCGUCGCCGCGCGCGGCGGCGCGGUGCACAUCGCCGCGGCCUACUGCGCGGACCUGUCCGUGUCGAGCGACGCCGUCGACGCCGGCGCCGUGACGCUCGACACGGCCCACGGCCGCGUCGCCGCGGCGGCGCCGAACGGCGGCGUCGUGCUCCGGCGGUGCUCCGGCGCCGCGGUGGUCACCUGCGGCGGCGACGCGGAUCUGGCCUUCGACGCGGUGAACGGCGACGUCGCGGCGAAUUCCGCGCGCGGCGACGUCGCCGUCUCCGUCGCGACGGACGUCGCCGCGGACGUGGCGCUGUCGGCGCCGCGCGUCGACGCGUCCGGCGCGGAGAACUUCGAGGCCGCGGGCGCCGAGCCCGGCGCGCUCACCGGCGCGCUCGUCGCCGUCGCCAAGCCGUUGAGCCGCAAGGGCGCGGGCAAGGUCGACGCGGCGGGCGCGGCGACGCAGCGCUGGGACUCGGCCGUGACGACGGACGCGCGCCGGCCGACCAUCGCCGCGACGGCCGCGGGGUGCGCGUCGCUCCGGACGCUGUCCUGGAUCGACUCCAUCCGGCGCCAGGGACAUGAGCCGCACGCGGCGCCCGACGCCGGCGGCGGCCUCACGCCCGCGCAGAUGGUCGAGGCCGCCUUGAUCGCGAACGCGGACCCCAAGACGGGGUUCGGCAUCCUCAAGGGCCACCUGCCCAACAGGGGCGGCACCGUCGAGGCGCGGCUCGCGCCGCCGCCGCGGAACGCGCCGCCGCGGCCGCGGCACCGCCCGGCCUGCGACCGCCGGCCGAGCGCGACAUUCACAAUGUGCCGCCUCCUCCUGGCCUGCGCGGGCGACGGCGCCGACGACAUCCCGCUGGACUCGCUCGUCAAGGCGAAGUCCACCACUCGGUCGAAGCUCUUCGGCCUGCAGCGCGGCGAGCGGCUCCACGGCUUCGGCGUCGCGUGGCUCCCGGUGCGCGGGCCGGCGGGCUGCGUCGUCACGCUCCGGCCGCCGCUCGACGACCUGAACGUGCGCCGCGUCGCCGCGGCGGCGGGUGGCCGCGUCGCGCUCGCGCACGUGCGGAGCUGCGCCUGCGACAGCUGCCCGGCGACGACGUACUGCCCGGCGUCGGAGCCGAACUGCCAGCCCUUCGCGCGCGGAGAAUUGGUCUUCGCGCACGUCGGCAUCCUCGCGCACCACCGCGCGCUCGCGAAGAGCGGCGGCGAGGCCGCGCGGCGCGCGGACGCCGCGGGCGCGCUGGACUGCGGCAACUCGGACAGCGCGUUCCUGUUUCGCGUCUUCGUCUCUCUGUACGACGAGACGCGGGACGUCGCCGCGGCGCUGCGGCGGCUCGCGGCGCUCGUCGCCGCCGACGCGCCGCCCUCGUCGCUGAAUCUGGUCGCGGCCGACGGCGCCGGCGCGGUCGCGCUGCGGUUCCGGUCCCCGGGCGACGGCCGGCCGCCGCCGCCGCUCUGGUACGCGCGCGGGAAGCGCGGCGGCGUCGUCGUCGCGUCGGCGGCCGUGCGCCGCGACGACGUCGACCCCGGCGCCUGGGCCGAGGCCCCCGCGGGGACGCUGCUCCGGUGGACGCGGGCCGGCGGCCUCGAGGCGACGCGGUUCGCGCCGGAGGCGCCGCGGAAGUUCGCGCCCCCCGGAACCGAACGCGCGCGCCCGCCGCCCGAGGACGAGGUGCCGGCGCCCCCGAGGCCGCCGCGGGCGCCGGCUCCGGCGAAGAAGGACGGCGCGGCGCUCAAGGCCGCCGACGCGCGGCUCCGCGCCGUCGUCGCGGCCGCGGCGAGGGACGACCCGGCCGCGGGCAAAAGGCUCGCGGCGGCGAAGAAGCGGAUCUACGCCGCGCUCAGGGGCGCCGCCGCCGUCGACGCCGCGGCCGUCGACGCCGCCGUCGCCGAGCUCGAGGGGGCGCGGGCGCCGCCGCCGCCGAGCUACGCGGCGCGCCUCGCGGCGUGCGGCGCCGGCGGCGACGGCGACGCCGCGCGGGCGAUCCUCGCGGAGCUCGAGGCCGCGCGGCCGGGCGCGCCCGCGGCCCACGCCCUCGCGCUGCUCCAGGCGCGCAUGUACGACGCGCGCUACGAGGACGACGGCGCCGAGGGCUCCGCCGGCGGCGACAAGGCCGGCGUCGAGGAGGUCAAGGACGUCAUGGCCUCGGAGAGCGCGGCGUUCCGCGGCGUCUUCGCCGCGGCGCGGCGGGGCGCGCCGUCGCCGGCGUCCCUGCGCGUGCUCGACUUCGGCUCCGGCGACGGCCGCUACCUCGCCGAGUUCUGCCGCACCGCGGCCGCGGUUUUGCAGGGCGGCGACGAACUCGAGGUCGUCGCCUACGACGUGAGCGCCGGCGCGCUCCGCGCGUUCCGGCGGCGCUGCCUGCGGGACGCGGGCUUUUCCGCGCGCGGCGGCGGCCCGCUCGGUGCUGUUGUGAAGGAUGUGGCCGCGGCCGGUGGUGGGACAGCCGCACUCACGAUCGCCUUCGUCCGCGGCGACGCCGUCGCGUCGCCGGAGGCCGUCGAGGCCCUGCUGCGGUGCGGCGCGGCGGGCGACGUGUUCGACGUCGCGGUGUCGGGCUGGGGGAGCACGUCGGCGAUCCCGGACCUCGAAGGCGCGCGCGGGCCGUCGCGGCAGGACGGUUUCGUCGCCGCGCUCUGCCGCCUCGCGCCGCGCCUGCUCCAGGCGCUCGACGCGCGGAUCCGCCUCGCGACGCGGCCCGGCGACUUCUACUACCCCGUCGCGGGCCACGACUACUUCUUCUCCGCCGUGACGCCCGCGCGCGAGCGCCAGCGGCUCCUCGCGGCGGGCUUCGCCGAGGCGACCAUCUCCGCGUGCAACGUCGUCUCCUUCCGCGACAUCCUCGGCAGCGCCGUCGUCGCCAAGCUCGAGCGCGCGGCGUUGCGGCUCGUCGACGCCGACGACCACCUGGGGCUCCAGCGGCUCCUCGCGCUCGGCGCGGCGCGCGCGACGGGCGAAAAGGCGCGGCGGACCGCGCGGCUCUUCGACCCGGACCGCACGCUCGUCGACCAGGCCGCGCGCUACCUCAUCUCCGUCGCGCGCCGCUAG
This is a messenger RNA of Aureococcus anophagefferens, 3765 nucleotides long. RefSeq lists its product as hypothetical. The coding region runs from base 1 to 3765 and encodes 1254 amino acids. The record is from RefSeq and is a predicted model, not a curated record. The transcript is spliced from 5 exons. NCBI's taxonomy places the organism in Eukaryota, Pelagophyceae, Pelagomonadales, Pelagomonadaceae.